Molecule: messenger RNA, 1427 nt
Organism: Bipolaris sorokiniana ND90Pr
Lineage: Eukaryota; Fungi; Ascomycota; Dothideomycetes; Pleosporales; Pleosporaceae
Exons: 1
Coding region: 390-1427 (345 amino acids)
Molecular function (GO): protein binding
Source: RefSeq, a predicted model, not a curated record
CUUCAACAAGGCGCUACAUGUGCAAACCAGAAGGACUAUCUUCACCCCAAGCACACCUCACUUGCGCCGAACGUUACGUAUCCGUACUGCGGGGCGGCACGCUUCCGCUCUUCGGAACACCUUAGAUGAUCAACACACUCAUAGAGCUACGACACUACGAAUGCCGAUCAAAGCCACGCAACACCGUCUCAGAGAUUUGUAGACUUUCGCGUUUCGUAACAUGGCUGAGUAUGAUUCUGCGCGAGUGUCAUGUUGCACAAAUGUCCAAACGAAACCCGUUUCAAACCCAAGUAUGUAUUUGUACGCUAUCAGGGUAAGCAUCUAAAAGCUCAAAACACCCAUUGCUUAGUUCUUCUUACUCAAUCUUUCAAUUCCCUCCAAAAGCCACCAUGUUUGUCAAGUCGACCUCUGUCGCUGUCUUUUUUCCAUUCUCCGCGCUUGCCUAUAGUGCAACAUGCUCGAACUACCACACAGCCAACCAUCUCCUUCGUCCCAUUUGUAGAGGGCCUCCAGACGUCUAUAUAGUCGAGCCCACCAAUGGCAAAGGCUUGGGUGUCUUCGCCAUGCGCGAUCUUGAUAUUGGCGACAUUGUCAUGCGCGAAUCGCCCGUCAUUAGGAUCAGCCGUUCCAAACUCACAAAGGGAAGCGAGAAUCCUAUGGCUGCUGUUGCAAAACUAGUCUACGACGAAUUCAAAAUGCUUUCGCCCAGCGCACAAGAGCAGGUCUUGGCGCUAUCUUAUUAUGCCAACGGUACGGUGAACACGCAGUCAGAGACACUGGGGACCAUAUUCCGCACAAAUGCGUACAAUACCGGUGACAAGUUCAGCUUGUUCCCAAGAAUCGCUCGCAUCAACCAUUCGUGUCGACCAAACACGAGCUACUACUGGAGCGAGAGGCUCAAUAAGCACAUUGUCUUUGCUAGCCGAAAGAUCAAGGCUGGAGAAGAGUUCUCCGUCUCUUACAUUUCGCUUUUGCUUGCGCAAGAGGACCGACAGAAGCUGCUCGAUCAAUAUGGCUUCAAAUGCCAGUGCGAGGCAUGUGCUCAGAAGCGCACAGCCAGCGAGGCCAGCGACAACCGUCGCAUCACUAUCAAAAACGCUUUUGAUAGGUUUGACAGCCAGCUACUUCUCGAUCCCCCGAAGACCAAGGCCGAAGUAGAACAUGCCCGCAAGAGCGCUGAAGUGAGCGUUCAGCUUGCCCAGCUUGUACAAGCAGAGGGCCUUGCCGACUACUACGCGAGAGCUUACCGCAUCGUCGCCCUCAGCUUUGCCAAAUUGGAAAACUGGCAAUCUGCCACGGAUUGGGCGAAUAAGGCGUACAAACUACGACACAUGGAGGAUCCAGAAUCGCCGUAUACUAUGGAAAUGCACGAGUUGACGUCCACGUACAUCUCGAAAUGGCAGACCCAGCUCACGGGCCGGUCCUGA